AUGGGAGAUUGGCUGGCGAACGCGCCUAUGCAGCCACAUUGUUUCAUAAAACUGAACAAAUGUCAAGCACAGUCUAAACAGCAGCAGCAGGAUGAGGCGGAGGAGGAGGAGGAGGAGGAGGAGGAGGAGAAGGAGGAGGAGAAUGAGAAUAAUCAGUCAGUUGAAGAGCCUAGCAGGAAAUAAUUUGCGAUAAUUCGUCGAUAUUAAAACACUAAUUUUUUGAAGAUGAAUAUUAGCUCACCGUAUCAGGUGUAAUUAAGUGCUGACGUUUCGAAGAGCUGGAUCGGCUUUUCAUUGUAAAAGCGUUAAAUGCACUUAGUCGAUCUGAAAUCUAAUUUAAAGUGGCAUGCUGUGUUGGCCGGCCUCAUGCUGAUCGAUUUUUCUCUCCUCUACGCUGCCUCGGCCUCUCGGGUGGUGGUUGGCGGGCGUUUUGCCUGUGUGCUUUGUGAGUCACGACUCCGUCGAAGGGAGCUGAUUGGACAUUUGACGGGCGGUCGGUCUGGCGGUUCCUCUUCUUCCUCACCGAGUAAACUCAGCGUCGGUCUAUCUGCGUACUGCCUUCGUAAGUCCGAUGUGGUUUUUGGUCCUGAGCUCUACGAUUGUGAUGACGUAGGACUUUGUAAGCUGCCGGGAGGUCCAGAUGCCUGUUGAUAGAGUGGACAUGGAAAAACCACGCCUCGAGAGUUAGCCGUUCUGUUUUUGCGUUGCCUCGGCCUAAGAUGGUAGCCCGCUGGAUGUCAAAAGUAUGCCCCGUUUCUCCAACGGGGGUUUGCCAGUUGAGAGUUAGGGUCUAACCUCCGAGUGGCCGAUUUGUGUUCUUGUAGGCGAGUUUGCGAUCUCCGCCCAGUUUCGCCCACAUAGUUGCAGGCGUCCUCAUUGCAAUUUAUUUUGUAGAUGACUGCUAAGCUUUCAGCGGGUGGCAAUGGGUCCUUAGGCGACGUCGAACUGUGCUUGUGUCGAUGGGCUAUGCCUACUCUGGUGGAUUGUAAUAGUCGCGAAACCGCUUCAGAGACCACUUUAAAGUAAGGAAUGUCCCUCCAGACUUCGGGUUGCUGCUCAUUUAGCCGUCGUCCUAACGCCCAACGUCUGCUUCUCUCGAUGAAGUGUCUGGGAUAACCAAUGGCUGCAAAUAGGUUCACAAGGUACAAUCGUUCGCCCCUUUUAUCUUUUGGCGUGCUGUAGUGUGUUUCGCGAAACCGCUUCAGAGACCACUUUAACGUAAGAAAUGGCCCUGUACGCCGGACUUAUAAGGCCGUAUGGAGAUAGCCCGAAGCUGAGUUUACUCGGUGAGGAAGAAGGGGAACCGCCAGACCGACCGCCUGACAAACAUCCAUUCUGCUCCCCUCGACGGAGUGGUGACUCACAAAGCACACAGGCAAAACGCUCGCCAACCACCACCCGAGUGGCCGAGGCAGCGAGAGGAGAGAAAAAUAGAUCAGCAUGAGGCCGGCCAACACAGCAUGCCACUUUAAAUUAGAUUUCUGAUCGAUUAAGUGCAUUUUACGCUUUGACAAUGAAGAGCCGACCCAGCUCUUCGAAACGUCGGCACAUAAAUACACCUGUUACGGAGAGCCUUUCUUCAUCUUCAAAUAAUUAACCCGGAUAUCUCAACUUUGCCAAUCUGAACAGAUUUUUUGAGCCUUCAGUGCUCCGUGCAGCGCGCCGUUGGGAAAAAUUCGCCCUGCGGAUUGCGUCAUCUCAAGCACAACUGCCUUUCCACCAACGUUGCCUUGACAACCAAUUGACCCCAAAUUGCUUCACUUACACGCCUCCUGUGUAUUCUGCUCUGGCAAGGGAGACUGUAGCCCCACUUGGCAGAAGAAUGACAAAAGUGCUCAUUCACGAUUGCCAUCAAAGAAUAAAACCCUACAAUUUAGAGAUGGACCAGUCUAAGUGUUAUCUCUGGAGAGCUGUCAGUGAAGAAUCGAAGAAUAUGGAGCUGACCAUUCUCAGACAUGCUCAGAAUAUACGUGUCAAAAACGGCAAGGAAUUAUCUAUAAAAUUGGAAAAACUUCGAGUACCAAGCUCCGACAACUCGUCAGGCGUCCUUGUCCACAACCUUUCAUCUGAAACCCUUACAGACACACAACUCGCAAUUCUGGAACGUGAAGCCACUUUUAACACAGGAGAUGCUUCGUCAGAGUGUUUAUUGCCGCAUUCGAGUCUGUUUUUCAAUUAACAAAGGCGUCAGAAAAGACGAAAGAUUUAAUCCGUCACCAAACCUCCUCGUUGCUAAUGCGACACAGGAGGUGCGAAACUCUUGGCAAUAUGGAUCAGCGAGAACUGAAAAGCCUAAAAGCAAACAAGGACAUAAUUAUUCUGCCAGCUGACAAAGGACGUUCGACAGUUGUGCUGGACAAAUCGGAUUACCAGAACAGGGUAGAGGACUUACUGGAAGACCAGCAUUCACACAAACAAUGCCGUGCCUUCGAAAUGAAUAAUCUAAUCACUCGGAUAAACAAAGGCCUAAGAAAUCUCAGGGCCAAGGAGGCGAUUACACACAACGAAUGGUUCUCCAUGAAACCCACUGACACCGCCACGGCUCGUUUCUACGGUCUACCGAAGGUGCACAAGGCAAAUGUCCUGCUCAGGUCAAUCGUAUCCCCUCGUGGCACUCCGACGUUCAGUUUAACAAAAUGGAUGUUCGGUCGUCUUAAGUUUUUGGCCGAAGGCUCACCAACAAGAGUAGCAUCUGCGCAUCAAGUCCUCGAACGCAUAAAACAUCUGGAGUUAGAGCCAGACGAGUCCAUGGUAUCCUUUGAUGUCGUUUCGCUCUUCACUUCCAUUCCACAGCAACUAGCGAUGGACGUUGUGGACCAACUACUGGCAGAGCGUUAUGAGGAGAGAGACAAACCCCUGAAGUCUGAGCAUCUGCUCGAGCUUCUGCGAUAA
This is a messenger RNA of Spirometra erinaceieuropaei, 2892 nucleotides long. NCBI's taxonomy places the organism in Eukaryota, Metazoa, Platyhelminthes, Cestoda, Diphyllobothriidea, Diphyllobothriidae. The record is from the annotation of a GenBank genome assembly.